Messenger RNA from Brassicogethes aeneus, 870 nucleotides. NCBI's taxonomy places the organism in Eukaryota, Metazoa, Arthropoda, Insecta, Coleoptera, Nitidulidae. The record is from the annotation of a GenBank genome assembly.
UGGCAUCAUUGUAAAUACAAUGCAGGUUAUGUUUACUAUAAAAUGUCCAAAUACAGUCUUUUACGCGUAACACAGAUAAAUGGAAUAUAUUUAGACAAUGAAAUUAACAAAUUAUUCAUUCAAUUAAUCCAGGAAGCCACCAAAAACUUUCCUCCUGGAUUAACAGCCCCGUACGAUGAAGAAAUUAAGUUAUUACUUCGUUUGGCUGUCUUAAAUUACUCCAUAGUUAAAUAUGGCAGCACUUUUGGGCAACAAUUGUUGUCCAUUAAGUACGAUGAAAUUUCUACAUUUAAAAGAUAUCUUUAUGUAUUCGGUUGCGUCAUGGGGUAUGUAAAGGAUAAAUUCGAGAUAUGGAGGCCUUCACACGAGAUUAAUAAUCACAUAUCGCGUAUAUAUACGAUUUUAAAGAUAAUGGAUUUUAUUAAUUUGUCUGUGUUUUUAAAGAAUGGCCAAAAACCUUUGUUAAUUGAGAGAUUUUUGGGUUUAAAUCAAGUUUACUCCAAUGAAAACACUCAGAGACAAUUUGAUUCAAAAUAUUUGGCUAGGGAGCUGCUUUGGAAUGGUUUUAUUGAAAUAAUUGUGCAUGUUUUGCCUUUAAUUAAUUAUCACAAGGUUACAAGGACAAUAAGGAAUAAUAAUCCUUUCCGACAGAAGCCGGUUUAUACUACAAUGUCUUGUAGGACGAUAACUAUGCAUUCCAAAUGUGCUUUUUGUGGUGAGAAUCCAACUAUACCUCAUCAUAUGGGUUGCGCACAUAUUUUCUGUUAUGUAUGCUUAAAGGGAAAUCAAAUUGCAGAUUCAAAGUAUGAAUGUCCAGUUUGUGAACAUAGAAAUCCCAAUAUUCUUUGUGAUAGAGUGGCUUUAAUUUAA